ACAAACCAGAAGGAAGACGAGACUCAACAGACACAUGAUGCGAUUUCACGGGGAGUCGGCCCCAGCAUGGAACGACGGCCGCUGGUGGGUUGGGGUUAAAACAACCGACUCGAUCUAGACACUCUCAUCUCGUUUCUAGUGUCUUUCUUAGCUCUUGAACCAAAGGUGCCGUUUCCGACUGCAUGGAUAUCAUUUGAUGCUGAGUACUGUUCGUAUUUUUCACGUGAGAGAUCUAUGUAGGUACUAAGGUAUGCCUCACAAACCAGAACUGCCUGCCAAACUCUCCAGAUCUCGUCACGCCAGAAAACCUGCAGAAAGGACGGGACCCUUCCCAGCGUGUUCACUGUCGUCACAGUGGAGGAACUAAGCGAAAGGCCCUUAGAUUAGGACGUUCUAGUAGGCCCCUCUUCCUCACCGCGGCUCUGUCAACUUUGUCAUUUCGCCCCUGAAAUGCGUUGGAUUACAUUAAGUUGUCUCUGAUUGGUUCAGCUAAUACGGAGAAAUUCCUCUUCGUUAGGUUCGUGCCUUAGCGCCGCUGGUGGUAUUUUUGCGCAGGGGAUCGCCGUCCUGGUGCCCUGACCGACUCAGAUCCAAUACGCGCUAGGCCGAGAUCGGGCCCUCUUUUUUGUUCUCUCCGUUCGAUUCUUAUCAGCCAAAGCUUGAGGUCACUUUCUCGUUUUUAUCUUAUCUUAUCUCACCCAUGCUCAUGGUUACUUCCUUAUCGAUCAGUACCUUUAGCUACUUAGCUUUGUUGAUUGUUCCCAAGAACGAUCAGCAUCAGUAGCAGUCUGGUUGUCACGCCGCAUCGUCGCAUCACUUAGAAUCGUCUCGUGUCACUCGACAUCAAUUCUGUACUUUUAUCUACUUCUAUGCAAUAUCGCCAACGACUCAGUCAUUCCCUUUGGUGAUGGCGUCCGACCUCGGGAGCUCUCCCAAAAGAGAGCCAACACCCACUCUUCCUUUAUCCUCGGUUCCUCAAAAGCGCCCCCUUGAAGAAGGCCGUCACAGUCCUGUCGUUCCCUCGCCACUGAACCCCGAAGUCAGGCCUCCCGACUCUUUGGCACCUGAAGAUCCUGCUCAGAAUUCUAGAUCCAAGUCUGCGCGAGCAAAGAAGGAUACUCUAAAGAAACGCGAGGCCAAAGGAAGCGAUAGUGUUCGUGCGACACCUGAUCCAAAACCAAAGUCGAAGCCACAGAAGAAACAAAGCGAUUCGAGCCCAUUACGAUACAACUUGGGGCAGCCUAAACUGUCCAACUUCAACCCUCCUCGAGGUCCUGUCUUGACGGCACACCACGAGGUCACUGCCCCUGACGGCCAAACGGUCGAAUUCUUUGAAACAUCGGAUCAUGUCUCUAAUAAGAAGAGCUUCCGCUAUACUCCCUGCAUCGCCGAUCCUCUCUUUCCGUCCAUGAUCUACUACCGAAGCACAGAACCAGAGCCAUACGGUCCCCACUUGAGCUUCGAGGACUCAGCAGGGCAUGUUUAUUUUGAUAAGUCGGCUCGUCACGUCACAACCGAAAAAGGAUUUCGCAUGGCAAGGGCCAACGUGGCUGUCAGGGAGGGCAGAUGGUACUGGGAAUGCAAAAUCACACAAGGAGUUCGACCACCAAAAGACGGAGAGUCCAAGCCGGAAGGAGGCAAGCAUGUCCGCGUAGGUUGGGCAAGACGAGAGGCUUCACUUGAUGCGCCCGUGGGGUUCGAUGCUUACAGCUAUGGCCUUCGUGAUGUUGCGGGAGAGAAAGUACAUAUGUCCCGUCCUAAGGAAUUCUUUCCUGCAGGAGAAGGCAUUCGAGAGGGUGAUAUCAUCGGCCUCGAGAUUCAACUUCCAUCAGAACAAUUGCACCGCAAGGUCAUGUUUGGGCAGUAUAAUCCAGUUGUUGAUCAGACCGACGAGGAACCUGCGGCCACCGCUGAAGGCCAUAACAUUGUCCGCGAUCGCUAUCCCAUACGCUUCAAAUCGCAUACUUAUUUCGAGAAGAGCGAGUACUCCCCCGCCAAAGAAUUGGAAGAUCUUAUGAAUCCGGCAGGGGCUGGCGGUGGCUCUUCAGAGGAACCUGGUCCUAAUCACCCUCUUCCAAGUCUCCGCACGCUUCCCAAUUCUUGCAUCCGCGUGUACAAGAAUGGGGUUCUAAUGGGAACUCCGUUCGAGAAUCUCCUUGGCUUCCUUCCACCAGCUUCGCGUCCUCAUGGCCAAGCUGGCGGUCGCGAAGGCCUUGAUGACGGCAUGCUCGGAUACUACCCUGCCGUAAGUGUCUUCCAUGGAGGCGCCGUGGAGGUAAAUUUCGGCCCCGACUUUUGGUAUCCUCCCCCAGCCGAGAUCGAAGAUAAACCUGAUAAGGUCUGGUCAGGCAACGCUCGCUUGAACAAGAUGCACCCUGUGAGCGAGCGUUAUUCUGACCAAAUUGCAGAGGAUAUUGUCUGGGACAUCAUUGAUGAGGUGGACUUUUGGUCCAAAGAUGGGGGCGGGGCAACAGAUCGCCAAGGUGUGAGCGACAAGAGUGAAGCCGUCGCCAUGGCUCCUGGGCGAGAAGAGAUCAAGGAAGUGGUCCAAGACGAUUGAAGCGUAGCAAAAUAUGUUGUCUCUUUCUAUCCAGAUGAUGUUCAAUAGCUGAGCCACGAAAGCCUCGAGAAGAGAUGUUCAUCUCAACCUACAAAAGAUACCCACUGUGAAAAAGCAGAAAUCAAGUUUAUUAUUCAUACCAUGUCCAUCAAUAGUAAAAGCUGGUAUCGCACUGCCCCGAGGCUCCAUUCUCAUUUCGUC
Fusarium verticillioides 7600 is the source of this 2761-nucleotide messenger RNA. RefSeq lists its product as hypothetical. Gene Ontology annotation, cellular component: Set1C/COMPASS complex. The record is from RefSeq and is a predicted model, not a curated record. Lineage: Eukaryota; Fungi; Ascomycota; Sordariomycetes; Hypocreales; Nectriaceae. Gene Ontology annotation, molecular function: protein binding; transcription cis-regulatory region binding. The transcript has 2 exons. The coding region runs from base 908 to 2560 and encodes 550 amino acids.